AUGAUCCACCGCGAAGUAGCCGAUGGUCUAGAGCGUCUUUGGAACCAUGUGGCAGACCAGGUUGAUAAGAGGUACUUGAUUAGAUGCAGUUAUAUUGAAAUCUACAAUGAAAAGAUCAAUGACCUCCUGGAUAAGAGCAAUCAGGGUUUAACUAUAAGAGAAGAUAUCAAAGGAAAUGUGCUGCUUGAUGCAAGGGAAGCUGUCGUAGACAAUGUUGAUAAAGUUAUGGAGAACAUGAUGCAGGGCAAUAAGAUCAGACGAGUUGCAGCUACUCGCAUGAAUGAGAGGUCAUCUCGAUCACACACGAUUUUCCGGAUUAUUCUGGAGUCGAAAGAUGCCAAUCAGAAAGAUGGACCUGUACAUAUAAGCUACCUUAACUUAAUGGACUUAGCUGGUUCUGAGAGAGUUUCUCUGACGAAAGCUGCUGGUGAGCGUCUUAAAGAGGGGGCUAACAUAAACAAAUCUUUGUCAGUAUUAGGAAAUGUGAUAAGGCAACUAAGCGAGGGGAAGGAGUUUAUCAGUUAUCGCGAUUCGAAAUUGACUAGACUGCUCUCACAGGCUCUUGGCGGUAAUGCCAAAUCAUUGAUUAUCGGGAAUGUUACUUUAGCUGCAGAGGAGGAGACUAGAUCUACAACCAGAAUUCGCCCAAAGCACUAA
Messenger RNA from Acanthoscelides obtectus, 657 nucleotides. NCBI's taxonomy places the organism in Eukaryota, Metazoa, Arthropoda, Insecta, Coleoptera, Chrysomelidae. The record is from the annotation of a GenBank genome assembly.